AUGGACAGCCCAGACGCACCAUCGAGCGAACACGUCAAGCCCCGCGAGGUCCCUUACUGCGGCUUCUGCUCCCUGCCACCAGAGUACUGCGAGUUUGGCCCUACUCUCGAUAAGUGCAAGCAGUGGUUGAGCAAGAACGACAAGGUCCUGUAUGCCAUCCUUUACAACACCCUCGACGACCAGCUCGCCGCUGCCUCCCUUAAUGAAACUCCUGAGGAUGACAAGAAGAAGGCCAAGGAGGCCGCCAAGAUUGAGAAGCAGAUGCAAAAGAAGAUGCAAUCUAAGGUUCUGAUCAAGAGGAUUGAGCGUACCAAGAGAAAGUGUGUCACCAGCGUUUUCGGAUUGGAGAACUUUGAUGUGGAUCUCAAGAAGGCUGCCAAGUUGUUUGCCAACAAGUUUGCUUGUGGAUCAUCUGUCACAAAGAACAACCAGGGCAACGACGAGAUUGUGGUUCAAGGAGAUGUGUCGGACGAAAUUUUUGACCUCAUUCUGGAGCACUGGCCCAUUGUUCCUGAGGACAACAUCGAUCUGAUCGAGGACAAGAAGAAAGGCAAGUAA
Molecule: messenger RNA, 558 nt
Organism: Linnemannia hyalina
Lineage: Eukaryota; Fungi; Mortierellomycota; Mortierellomycetes; Mortierellales; Mortierellaceae
Source: the annotation of a GenBank genome assembly